Molecule: messenger RNA, 2231 nt
Organism: Entelurus aequoreus (snake pipefish)
Lineage: Eukaryota; Metazoa; Chordata; Actinopteri; Syngnathiformes; Syngnathidae
Product: indian hedgehog B protein-like
Exons: 3
Coding region: 80-1318 (412 amino acids)
Biological process (GO): regulation of gene expression; multicellular organism development; cell-cell signaling
Molecular function (GO): calcium ion binding; patched binding
Source: RefSeq, a predicted model, not a curated record
UUUACGCACGGAGGGAAUGGCGACUCCGGGCGUGAGUCCUGCACUUUUACCCCCGUUGUGAAGUCGGGACAGAGUCGGAAUGUUGCUCCCGACGCUGCUGACGUGCCUCGCCGGCUGCGCCUUGGUCCUGACGCCGGGCUGCGGGGGCUGCGGGCCGGGGCGAGGUUACGGGAAAAGGCGCUCGCCCCGGAAGUUGGCGCCGCUCGCCUACAAGCAGUUCAGCCCCAACGUGGCCGAGAAGACGCUGGGGGCCAGCGGGAGGUACGAGGGCAAAGUAAGCCGCAACUCCGAGCGCUUCAAGGAGCUCACCCCCAACUACAACCCGGACAUCAUCUUCAAGGAUGAGGAGAACACAGGUGCGGACCGCAUGAUGACGCAGCGCUGCAAGGACAAGCUGAACUCUCUGGCCAUCUCUGUGAUGAACCUUUGGCCCGGGGUCCGUCUGCGGGUCACAGAGGGCUGGGACGAGGACGGCCACCACUCCGAGGAGUCGCUUCACUACGAGGGUCGAGCGGUGGACAUCACCACCUCGGAUCGGGACAGGAACAAGUACGCCAUGCUGGCUCGACUGGCCGUGGAAGCGGGCUUCGACUGGGUCUACUACGAGUCCAAGGCUCACAUUCACUGCAGCGUCAAGUCAGACCACUCUGUGGCGGCCAAGUCUGGAGGUUGUUUCCCCGGCGACGCCUUGGUCACCGUGGAAAACGGCUCGCAAACGUUGAUGCGCGACCUGCGAGCUGGCGAGCGAGUCCUGGCCUUAUUCGCCAGCGCCACUGGUGCUGAACUGGUGUACAGCCAGGUCCUCACCUUCCUGGACCGGGACCCGACCGCCCGCAAGCUUUUCUACACGGUCCGGACGGAGGACGGUGCCCGCCUCUCGCUCACGGCCGCCCACUUGCUGUUUGUGACACAGACUAACUGCUCGGAGGGGGCGUCGCCCGCCCACGCCGCCCUGAGUGCGGUGUACGCUCGCGACGCCCGGCCAGGCCGGUGCGUGCUGGUGACUGGCGGCAGAUCGCGUCUUUCUCGUAUCACUCGGGUCACCGUGACGACGAGGUGGGGUGCGUUCGCCCCCCUGACCGCGCAGGGAACAGUGGUGGUGGGCGGGGUGGCGGCGUCCUGUUACGCGGUGGUGGACCAGCAUUCCUUGGCUCACCGGGCCUUCUCGCCGCUCAGGCUGAUGCACAGCUGGACUGGCACCAGCGGUUACCGUGGCGAUGGGGUCCACUGGUAUGCUGCACUUUUACACUGGCUGGGGGGGAUUUUGCUGGACUCGGGACAGCUCCACCCGCUUGGUGUGACUCCAGCCCGCAGGUGAGGACAAAAGGGGAAGAAAAUCAUAUUUGGAUCUUGGGAGCUUCAGAAGAAGUUUUAAAAAAAACGACAUUUCAUUGAAAGAGACUCAACGUGGGACUUGGUAACAUGAGUCACUUGUCAUUGGUGAGCCUUUUCAAAAAAAUGGUAUUGGCCAAUUCAACAAAAAUGUAACACAACCAAGUAGAAGUUUUGAUACAAAUACAGCGUAGGUGUGGACUUAAGAGGAUGGUCAACAUCACUCAAACUGUAGCCAUGGCUUGCACAUUUACUUGUGACCAUGACCACACCUUUUAAGACACGGGUGUCAAACUUCUUUUCUUUGAGGGCCACUUUGCUCAUAACAUUCAAUACAUGGAUUCACCUCGUGAUAUCAUUACACAACUGCGUAUGUCACCUCGUGAUAUCUUUACACAGCUGCGUAUGUCACCUCAUGAUAUCAUUACACAACUGCGUAUGUCACCUCAUGAUAUCAUUACACAGCUGCGUAUGUCACCUCAUGAUAUCAUUACACAACAGCGUAUGUGACCUCGUGAUAUCAUUACACAACUGCGUAUGUGACCUCAUGAUAUCAUUACACAACUGCGUAUGUCACCUCAUGAUAUCAUUACACAGCUGCGUAUGUCACCUCAUGAUAUCAUUACACAGCUUCGUAUGUCACCUCAUGAUAUCAUUACACAACUGCGUAUGCCAGUGAUUCUCAAACUGUAGUACACGUACCACUAGUGGUACUCUGGCUCCAUCUAGUGGUACGCCAAAAAAAUCAAUGAAGUGAUUAGUGUUUUAUUUUCCUAUAUUCAAACACAGUGUGACUGUUCAAACUGUGUUUAAUGUUACAGUGGCCCGACAUUUUAAACAUACUUGUUAAAUACAAACCCCGUUUCCAUAUGAGUUGGGAAAUGGUGUUAGAUGUAAAU